This is a messenger RNA of Trichomycterus rosablanca, 4298 nucleotides long. It is a transcript of the gene zbtb1, whose product is annotated as zinc finger and BTB domain containing 1. Lineage: Eukaryota; Metazoa; Chordata; Actinopteri; Siluriformes; Trichomycteridae. Gene Ontology annotation, cellular component: nucleus. The coding region runs from base 80 to 2089 and encodes 669 amino acids. The transcript has 2 exons. Gene Ontology annotation, biological process: regulation of transcription by RNA polymerase II. Gene Ontology annotation, molecular function: protein binding; DNA-binding transcription factor activity, RNA polymerase II-specific. The record is from RefSeq and is a predicted model, not a curated record.
CUGAUCCGAUUCCAGCCUAAACGGGGAGAAAACUCGUCGCUCGGUGGUUUCAGUGUGAGAUCGGACCUCUACAGGGGUGAUGGCAAGACCAAGCCACAGUGAGCAUGUCCUGCAGCAGCUCAACAACCAGCGGGAAUGGGGCUUCCUGUGCGACUGCUGCAUCGCCAUAGGUGACAUUUACUUCAGGGCCCACAAAGCUGUCCUGGCAGCCUGCAGCUCCUAUUUCAGGAUGAUGUUCAUUAGAGACCAGCAAGGGACGGGACGCCUCGACCUCAGCAACAUGCAGAUCAGCGCCGAGUGCUUCGACCUGAUCCUGCAGCUCAUGUACCUCGGCCGCAUCGUUGUGGGUCACUAUGAGUUCGAAGAGCUGAAAUCAUCUAUGGCUUACCUGCAGAUGUACUAUAUCCCUGACUCACUGGAGGAUCUGCGAGACAUCCGAGCAUCCAACCUUACACCUUCGUCUUCUGCUUCGUCUUCAUCUAGCUCCUCAUCUUCCUCAGUUGGGGGAAAGAUGAUGUUCGGUGUUCGAAUGUUUGAGCAGCAAAGGCCGAGUCCUGCAAACAGUGAGCUUGUGCCCAAGAUUGCAAACCCUCCUGCUCGACAGAACGUUACCAUACCUCCGGUAAGACCCAUCGAGGAAGUGGUCCUGCCCCUUGCCCCAGCCACUUCAGAGAAUUUGGUGGACCAGCCAUGUGACCUGAGAAAGAGGACCUCUGGCCGAGGCGCGUCCUUAAAGGAGCGACCCCGGUUCGGCCGCACGUACACAUGUGACGACUGUGGAUUUGUCUUCAGCUGCGAGAAGCUUCUUAUCGAGCAUAUAUUAACGUGCACCAACCGUAAGGCAUUCCAGACACCCAAAGUCGGCAUGGCGGUGGACAGUGACUCCAGCAAAGCUGAGAGUUCAACCUCAGAGGGCACAGGAGAACAGAGAGCGAUUUUCAAGGGUGAAGAAGACUGGCCCGACCACAAGUCUGAAACAGAAGCAAUCAACAGGUCCACGGCCACUGGAAUGGACAACGAACCUUCCCUGUCCACCAACGUCAAGAUCAAAGUUGAGCCAGAAGAGGACUCGGACACAGAGAUGGAAAGCAUCAAGUUAAUCAAGGUUGGAAAUCAUAGCGUAGGAAGCUGCACCGUGCGCCGUGGGACGUUCAGAGACCAUAUGAGAUUUGACAACGAGGAAGAAGCCGGAGUUUCUGGCAUGGAUGAGAGUAACAGAGCUCUGGAGGGCCACAGUAAGGAGUUGGACCCAGAAGCGAGGGUGCACGGGGUCAAGGACGAGAACCAGAACGCAGAGUGCAACCCUUGUGAAUUGUGUGGCACCUUGCUCACAGAGGAGAACCAAUCUGCUCAUUACAUCUCCAACCAUAUGGGACACAUAUGUGCAUGUGGAAGGUGUGGCCAGGUGUUAAUUAAAGGCAGGCAGCUUCAGGAGCACGCCGAACGUUGCGGCGAGUCUCAGUGUGCCGAAACCGAUUCCCUGGGUGAAGAAUCCCCUUUGCCUGAGGAAGGCCAGGCCAUGGACGAAGGUGCUGACUUGGGCUUCCGCUGUCCUUUAUGUGGCUUAAUAUUCGAGACCGAGAGCCUGGCUGUGGAACACACUCUGGCCUGUCCUGAACAGGACAACUUUAGGCCGGCCACGAUAGAGGACGGUGGCGAGCCUGACCAUCGGCGCAAGCACUUCUGCUCCAUCUGUGGGAAAGGUUUCUACCAGCGGUGCCACCUCAGAGAGCACUACACCGUCCACACCAAGGAAAAGCAGUUCACCUGCCAAACCUGCGGGAAGCGAUUCCUGCGUGAGCGUCAGCUCCGACUGCACACCGACAUGCACAAGGGGAUGGCCCGCUACGUGUGCCCCGUGUGCGAGCAGGGCACCUUCCUGAAGCACGACCACGUUCGCCAUAUGAUCUCCCACCUGUCUGCCGGGGAGACCAUCUGCCAGGUGUGCUUUCAGAUCUUCCCCAGCGGGGAGGAUCUGGAGAAGCACAUGGACGUUCACUUGUAUAUCUGUGGGGUGUGUGGGGAGAAGUUUCGCCUUCGCAAAGACAUGCGGAGCCACUACAAUCUGAAGCACACCAAGAGGCAGUGAGAGGCACCACAGGCGAUUUUGAAAUAAGCCAUUUAAUAAAUGUGAGAGCAAAUCUAUGCACUUAGACACCAAAUAACCUAGAAACUGCACUUUUAAUGAUAUACAUAAUCCAGGUCAUGUGGAAUUCAGUGCCUCAAACUUAUGACAUACCUUGUCAUUUGUUAAAUCUCAGUUAUCGUACUCUAUAUAUGUACUUAUUUCACACACAGAGUAAGAAAAGUUUGUGAACCAUUUGGAAUGACCAGAAUUUCUUCAUUGAUUAUCAUAUAUAACAUACUGUACAUAUUUAACAGAUACAACACAAGCAAUUGAGGGUUAAGUUCUUGCUCAGGGUUCCCACCGAAGGCGGUGGUACAGCUUAAACCAGCAACCUUCAGAUCAGUAGGUCAGUACCCUAAGCGCUGAUCUACCACUCCCCACAAACAACCGUGUACCUUUCAUGUUUUGAUAAACCACAUUCAUUAUUUACAGUCCAGGCAUGGUACAGUAUUUGCAGGACACUCACUCACUGGAGGAGUAUUAAAAGUACAUUUUAUUAACACUAUGGUAAUUCUUCAAUUAAAGUCAUUUUAGUGUGGAUUGAUGAACACUUAGAUAAUAAGUGAAAGAGUUUGAAAAAGUUGAGCAUGGUUCACAUUUUAAAGAUCAGAUGCACCUCUACGACCUUAUGCUCCAAUCUCUGUAUUCAUGCUUCCUCUCCACCAAUGCCGAUCCCCGCUCUGAUUGAGGAGAACGAAGCCAACCCACACCCCCUCCGACACGUGGGCAUCAGCCGUAUGCAUCUUGUCACCUACACUUUGACGAGUGCAAUGCGGAUCAGCACUGUGUACGGAGAGACACACUCUAAUCAGCGCACUCUUUCCUCGUCUCUAUGCAGGCGCCAUCAAUCAGCCAGCAGAGGUCGUAACUGCAUUAGUUGUUCAUGUGGCCGCUCAGCCCAGCCGGCAGGCAGAACUGAGACUCGAUACGAUGUAUGCAAGAUCCCAGCUCUGGUGUUCUAGCGUGUGUUUUUACCGCUGCGCCACCUGAGCGGCAUGACCUUUAGUUAUUAAACUACAGAUUCAUACAUUGUCCAACACAACAUGGACUGUGAAUAAUUAAUCAAUGUGUUUCUGUUAGAACUGUACUGUAUAGAAAUUAAAGCCAGAUUUUAUGUAACAUACAGAACUUCACUCAGUUCCAAACGGUUUACAAACUUUCUUGUAGCUGUGUAUUUUCAAAUAUUUGAUGAAACAGUCAAGGGUCCUUAUGUGAACCUGCUUAUAAAUGUUUGGUAGUAGCAGGGUUCAUAUACAGUACGUCCCCAAUAAGGACCUUGUUGGUGCUUUAUACAGAAUGUUCUGUUACAUUAAUAAUGUAAAAGAUAGCGGCCCUGACAGACUCUUUAUUAGUUGUACCCUUUCAUGAAUGAUAUAACCUUGGUUUAGAGUAAAAAGACUGCGUAGCAUUAAGAUUUUAGAGCAAAACACUAAAUGAUUACAUUGAAUAGAGUUCUGAAACACUCCUCCGUUGACUCCUGAGGCUAUUUUAAUGUUUCUCAUUAGUCUGACGUUUCUUCAACGUAAUCUGGGGUUUCAUGUAAUAUAGUUAAACUAUGCAAGUUAAGCUUAUUAAUAAUGAAUCGACUAUAUUAAAAUUGCUGUCAUGUCUUUAGAGUUGAGCUACUGGUUUUCUGUUUAAAAAGCAUGAGUGAUUCUUUUUUCUUUUUUAUAAUUCCCAGUGGAGGGUUUACCAUUUAUGGGUUCAAUUAUUUUACACUGCUGUGGUUAUCUAAGGGUAACGGGUGAAUAAAGUCCUGUGUAAAAAUCCUGGUUCUUUAGUGUACAGAAGUGUGUGUGUGUGUUUGUGUGUGUGUUUGUGUGUGUGUUUGUGUUUGUGUGUGUGUUUGUGUGUUUGUGAAUAUACACUGAUCAGCCAUAACAAUAAAACCACCUCCUUGUUUCUACACUCACUGUCCAUUUUAUCAGCUUCACUUACCAUAUAGAAGCACUUUGUAGUUCUACAAUUACUGACUGUAGUCCAUCUGUUUCUUUACAUGCUUUGUUAGCCCCCUUUCACCACAGAGCAGGUAUUAUUUAGGUGGUGGAUCAUUCUCAGCACUACAGCGUCCUGUGACCACUGAUGAAGGUCUAGAAGAUGACCGACUCAAACAGCAGCAAUAGAUGAGCGAUCGUCUCUGACUUUACAUCUACAAGGUGGACCAACUAGG